CCCCGGCGGCCCGGGAGCCCCGCGAGGGGGGCCCCGCGGUGCAUUUUAACCGAAAACGGCUUCUUUGCGGUUAAACUACCGACACGGUCACCUGGGCUGGCGCUGGCGCUCGGCGGACUGCGCUCUGUGGAGUUGGCGCCUAACAUAACUGACGCCUGCGCGGGGCACAGCGCGGUCCGUCUGCCUCGUGCUUUUAUUUCGCCUGUGUACACGCUGAUCCCCGUGACGGUGCGGGAUUCAGUGUGCUGUUACCUCUUCGGAGAGAUGCGUCUGGUCACGGAGAAGUGUGAGACAGAUGCGCCCUACAUCGAUGAGUACCUGCCCCUUAGGUACCUGAUCGAGCCAGAUGAGUGGUGUGUUGGUAAAAGGCAGUCAAAGAAAAAAGGACUGAGUGCAGAAGAAAAGAGAGCCCGUAUGAUGCAAAUAUUUUUUGAGACUAAAGAUGUAUUUCAAUUAAAAGACUUGGAGAAGAUUGCUCCCAAAGAGAAAGGCAUUACCGCUAUGUCAGUAAAAGAAGUUCUCCAAAGCUUAGUUGAUGAUGGUAUGGUGGACUGUGAGAGGAUUGGAACAUCUAAUUAUUAUUGGGCUUUUCCAAGUAAAGCUCUCCAUGCAAGGAAACGUAAAUUGGAGGCUCUGGAAUCUCAGUUGUCUGAAGGAAGCCAAAAACAUGCAAAUCUACAGAAAAGCAUCGAAAAAGCAAAAAUUGGCCGACAUGAAACGGAAGAACGAACCAUGCUAGCAAAAGAGCUUUCUUCACUUCGGGACCAAAGGGAGCAGCUUAAAGCAGAAGUAGAAAAAUACAAAGAAUGUGACCCACAAGUUGUGGAAGAAAUGCGUCAAGCAAAUAAAGUAGCCAAAGAAGCUGCCAACAGAUGGACUGCAAACCCACCUCUUGCCUGCGUGUGUUUCCUGUGCUGGGUGAGCCCCGGAGACCCACGCCUGAGUGAAUUUAACUCACUUGGUGGAUUAAACCGCUGGCCUCACAGACGAGCUCGCUGAGAGCAGCGAGUGAAAUGACCCGGGCACAGCAGUUACCGCGGAGCCUGUGCUCUGCACAGUACGAAUAGUGUUCCGAGGGGAUUCCGGCAGAAGAGAGACCCCUGGAAGCAGAGCAGCGACAGGUUAUAGGGUGCACUGCGACGUGGGACCCACCUUGGGGUCCUCACUUGCUGCUGGGGAGCCUCCUUACAAGAAAGCCCAGCUUAGAAGCCGGGAAACAUUCUCCUAGAAAACAGCACUGUUAUGCAUGCUGGGUAGCUUUAGAAAAAGUACUUCUGGGUUAAUGUGGGGUUUUGGCCAUAUCUGGAAAUCUAAACCAUCACAUCUCAAAUUGUUUCUAUGGGAAACUGCCAAGUUCCUAACAACUGACUUAGAAAUAAACUGUUGGAAUGCA
Molecule: messenger RNA, 1393 nt
Organism: Chinchilla lanigera (long-tailed chinchilla)
Lineage: Eukaryota; Metazoa; Chordata; Mammalia; Rodentia; Chinchillidae
Gene: Mnd1
Product: meiotic nuclear divisions 1
Exons: 9
Coding region: 265-999 (244 amino acids)
Biological process (GO): reciprocal meiotic recombination
Cellular component (GO): nucleus
Molecular function (GO): double-stranded DNA binding
Source: RefSeq, a predicted model, not a curated record